UCUCAAAGUAAAACGUUUCGAUUUUUAUCGACAGACGACACAUACACACAUGUCAAAAUAACGGUGUGACCGUCUGCAAUUCGUGUCAACUUUUUCCAGCGUGUUAGUUUUAAGUAAGCCUGAACAGAAAUGAAGCUGUUAACGCAUAACAUGUUGACGUCAAAAUGUUUGAAAGGCGUUACAGUAGGAUACCCUUUAGCAAUUGUGGCCAAGGAUAUCAAGGUCUCAGAAGUUGAUUUCAACUCCGAAUUCAUCGCCAGAAUUAUUCCCAAAUUAGAUUGGGUCACCCUGUGGAAAGCAGCUGAGAGCAUUGGUCAUGUUGGUGAGCUACCACAGACACUGGUUGAAGACUUUGAAGAAAAUGAAGAUUUCCUUAAAAAAGUCCACCACAUUUUGUUGGAAGUUGAAGUGAUAAAUGGCGACUUGCUGUGCCCUGAGUCAGGAAGAAAGUUUCCAAUAAAUGACGGAAUCCCCAAUAUGUUACUCAAUGAAGAUGAAGUGUAGAAAUAAGCUGAGUCAUAUAUAUUCCUAUCAAAAAUUUUGACAAGAUCAUACAUUCAUGGAAUAUUGAUAACUUUUAAAUUAAAAAAUCCUUGUACAUUGCCACUUUAUUCAAUUUUACUGUUAGUUUAGAAAAACAAGUCGAUAUUAUGUUUCAGCCGUUUGAUGAUGAAUAGUCUUCUCCAUCUACAGAAAAUUAUGUAGAAUAUAGGAUUCAAAGAGAUACCUAAUAUAAAUAAUGCCUCGGUCGUUUAUAGAUGCAUCUACAGCAACUCACAUUUAAAAGUAUCCAUAAAAAAUUAUCAGCAUUUAUUUAUAUUUAAGUAGAAUAGAUGUAUAUUCUUGCGACAAGUUUUGUUUGAACUAUUUUGACUCUAUUGUCAAUUUACAUGUGUCUCUUAUAACAAUUCUACGUUCUCGACGUAAUUAUCUUUAAUAUCAGUCAUUGUAAGUUUUGUAGUAAAUAGAUGCAUCACUAACGUUAUAUAUUUAUAAUCUCUUGACUCGAAUAAUAAUGGCUGUCUUUUAGAGUUAAAACGAGAAACUUAACUGUAUGUUAUUAGAUUUCAUAUCUUCGCAUUAAGUCAUCAAAAGCAAAUGGCAGAAUUAAUUGUUUGUAAUGAAGAAUCAGUAAGCACUGCAACAAUAUGCCAAAUCAAUAAAAGAGUUACAAAUCA
Molecule: messenger RNA, 1178 nt
Organism: Diprion similis
Lineage: Eukaryota; Metazoa; Arthropoda; Insecta; Hymenoptera; Diprionidae
Gene: Trmt112
Product: multifunctional methyltransferase subunit TRM112-like protein
Exons: 3
Coding region: 130-504 (124 amino acids)
Biological process (GO): peptidyl-glutamine methylation; tRNA methylation; rRNA (guanine-N7)-methylation
Molecular function (GO): protein heterodimerization activity
Source: RefSeq, a predicted model, not a curated record